AUGGCUAGAUUAAUGCGUAUUUUAUGCACUAAGGAGUUGGCUCUUGAUUGUAAGACUAGGUGGAAUUCAACUUAUUUGAUGCUUUCUAUUGCUUUGCUUUACAAAGAUGUGUUUUUUCGAUUGAGACAAAAAGAUUCAUUUUAUACUUGGGUGCCAAGUGAAGAAGAGUGGAGACUAGCAAAAGAAAUUUGUGAAAAGUUAGAGUUGUUUCAUGAUGAGACCAAAGUAUUUUCAAGCUCUAAGUAUCCUACAGCUAAUGUCUACUUUACUAAGGUUUAUGAAGUGAAAAUAGCUUUAAAUGAAUGGAUUUUGUCUUCUAAUCAGAAAGAAUUUAAUCCUUCUUCAUUUGGUACUUCAACAUGUACAAAUACUUCAACUUUUGCUAUUAAUUCUACUCAUCUGGUGGGGAAGGAUUUUCUUUUUGGGUUUGAUUUGUUUGUGAGGAGUGAUAACAAAGUUGAAAAUGUGAAUGUGGAAUUAGAUUAUUAUCUUGAGAAUGGUGUGGUUCCUAAAACUGAGGAGUUUGAUAUUUUAUCAUGUACAAAUGGUAGAUUAUUGAGUCCAUAUCAUAAUAGGCUUAAUUCUAAUACAGUUGAAGCAUUGAUGUGUGCUCAAAAUUGGCUAUGGACAAAGAUAAAAGAUUCAUCUAAUCUAGUAGAAGAUAGCACUUUUGAGAUAAUUCUUGAUGAUUUGGAUGAUUUUGAUGAAGAAUAUUCUGUGAUUGAAAAUGAAAUUAAUUGA
Jatropha curcas is the source of this 741-nucleotide messenger RNA. NCBI's taxonomy places the organism in Eukaryota, Viridiplantae, Streptophyta, Magnoliopsida, Malpighiales, Euphorbiaceae. The record is from RefSeq and is a predicted model, not a curated record.